AUGGCCCGUGCUAAACUGGGGCAGGGGCCGCGGGUACAUAGCCCGGUCCGGCUCGGGCUGCUUCAGUCUGCGGCGGAGGAGCAGGACGUGGACGCUCGCGCGCCUUUGGAAUCACGUUUAACGUUUUUGGAAACAGCGCAGUGGAUUGUACCGAGCCGCGGACCCCUGUUUGAGACGCACAGGACUGGGAUCGAUUUUGUCUCCAGCGGAAAUGUGGGAUUUGUGGUUUACACCACCUCCUACGGACACCCACCUCCUACAGACACCACCUCCUGCAGACACCUACACCUCCUACGGACACCAUCCUCCUACAGACACCACCCUCCCAGAUACCACCUCUUACAGACAUCACCACCUCCUACAGACACCACCUCCUGCAGACACCACCACCCUCCUACAGACACCAUCAUUCCUACAGACAACCACCUCCUACAGACACCACCACCUACAGACUCCACCUCCUACAGACAGACCACCUCCUACAGAACCACCACACCCUCUUAA
Messenger RNA from Knipowitschia caucasica, 504 nucleotides. Lineage: Eukaryota; Metazoa; Chordata; Actinopteri; Gobiiformes; Gobiidae. The record is from the annotation of a GenBank genome assembly.